This is a messenger RNA of Arachis ipaensis, 666 nucleotides long. RefSeq lists its product as uncharacterized. NCBI's taxonomy places the organism in Eukaryota, Viridiplantae, Streptophyta, Magnoliopsida, Fabales, Fabaceae. The record is from RefSeq and is a predicted model, not a curated record.
AUGGAACAAAAUGAUUUAAGUUCUGAUGAUGAGGGAGAAGAUACAAGCGAGCUAAGUGCAAAUGAAGAUGAGAAAGAUGAGGAAGAUGAGCUUGAUGAUGCUGCAAAUGAUGGGGGCACAAUAAAGAAAAAAAUUUAUGGAAAGACUAUGUGCAAAAAGCUUCAUGCCACUUAUUUUAAUGAUCGACGGGAGGUGGAAUUUUUUGGAGAGCAGCCUAUAGGUCCAACCAAGGAGGUCGUAUCUAACCUCAACCAAAUUUUGGGCACAACAGUUAGAAAUCCUCGUUUUGUGACUUUGCUAUAUACUAGUUGGCAUGGUGUGCCUAAAAACCUCAAAGAGGACAUGUGGGAGUAUGCCAAUCAAAAAUUCAUUCUUCCAAUAACUUCAAAGCCGUGGGUAAUGAAGGGAUUUUGUCGUGCAUGGAAAAAAUACAAAGGCGAAAUAAAAAAGGAACAUUUCUUGAAGUACAACACAAAGAAAGAAAUGAUAAAGAAUCGACCGUUAGAGAUCCUUGAGGUUCAAUUUUGCAAACUAAUUCGGUAUUGGAGUCUUCCGACUGUCAAGGAUGUGUCUACUAAAAAUGCUGAAAAUAGGUCAAAGCAAACAUGUCCUCACCCGAUGGGUUCCACAAAUUUUGGAAUAGUGCGCAAGCAGCUGGUAAUAUAA